Molecule: messenger RNA, 4480 nt
Organism: Gloeophyllum trabeum ATCC 11539
Lineage: Eukaryota; Fungi; Basidiomycota; Agaricomycetes; Gloeophyllales; Gloeophyllaceae
Product: multidrug resistance-associated ABC transporter
Exons: 29
Coding region: 1-4404 (1467 amino acids)
Biological process (GO): transmembrane transport
Cellular component (GO): membrane
Molecular function (GO): ABC-type transporter activity; ATP binding; ATP hydrolysis activity
Source: RefSeq, a predicted model, not a curated record
AUGGCUGCGACCUGCCGCGAUAGCCAAGGCUGGGGCCCCGCGUCCCCGCUGCGCCCCUUCGACUUUACGCCCUGCUUCGAGGAGGGCAUCCUCUUUUCCACGCUCUCGCUCGUCCUCCUCGUCUCGUCGCUGCUGCGCUGCUGGUCCUUGCGCAACCUCGAGCCGUUGCCUCGCACUCGGCGCAGUCGAUGGAUUCUCUACGCCAAGCUGAUACUCCUCGCGGGCGCAGUGUGCACCAGCGCAGCCACUGCAAUUCUGGUCGUCGCAUCCAAUACACCCGUCGCUGUGCCGCAAUCAUACAUCCUCGAAGCCAUUGCGCUGAUCCCGACGCCCUUCCUCACGCAUGGCAACCACACCCGCACCCGCACCUCGUCCGCCAUCCUCCUCCUCUUCUGGCCCCUCUACAUCGCCCUCUCCCUCGUCUGGGCCCGCUCCGUCCUCGAAGUGAACCUCCACGGCCUCCUCCUCGUCCUCAUCCUGCGCGCCGUCACCGGCGCCCUCGGCACCGUCGCCUUCCUCCUCGAGUGCUUCGGCCCGGGCAAGGACGACGGGCUGGACGAGACGCUGCUCAACCCCAUCAUGCGCGCGAACAUCUUCAGCAGGUGGUACUUUGGCUGGCUCACGCCGCUCAUGAAGAAGGGCGCCGCCCAGUUCAUCACCGAGCGCGACCUGCCCCCGCUGCUCCCGCGCGACCAGUCCACAAAGCUCGGCGAGGACCUGCAGAAGGCUAUGGACAAGCACUCCUCGCUAUGGGUCUCCCUGUUCGUCGCGUACGGCGGGCCCUACGGCCUCGCCGCCCUCCUCAAGAUCGUGCAGGACUGCCUCGCGUUCCUCCAGCCCCAGCUCCUGCGCUGGCUGCUCGUCUACAUCGCUUCCUAUCAGAGUAUACGGACCAACGACAACCCCAACCACCUGAGCAAGGUGCAGGGCUACGCCAUCGCGCUCAUCAUGUUCGCAGCCGCCCUCGCGCAGUCCGUCAUCCUCCAGCAGUACUUCCAACUAUGCUACGAGACGGGCAUGCGCGUGCGCGCGGGGCUCGUGACCGCGAUCUACAAGAAGGCGCUCGUCCUCGCCAACGACGAGCGCAGCCGCUCGUCGGGCGACAUCGUCAACCUCAUGUCCGUCGACGCGACGCGCAUGCAGGACCUGUGCACGUACGGGCUCAUCUCCAUCUCCGGCCCGCUCCAGAUCACGCUGGCGUUCGUGUCGCUGUACAACCUCCUCGGCUGGUCCGCGUUCGUCGGGGUGGCCAUCAUGGUCGUCUCGAUCCCGCUGAACACGUACAUCGCGAGCAUCCUCAAGCGCAUGCAGGAGCAGCAGAUGAAGAACCGGGAUAAGCGCACGCGGUUGAUGAGCGAGCUCCUCGCGAAUAUACGCAGUAUCAAGCUGUAUGCGUGGGAGCAUGCGUUCGUGAGGAAGAUACUGUUCGUGAGGAACGAGGAGGAGCUGAAGAUGCUCCGCAAGAUCGGGGUGGCGACGGCGCUGAACACGACGCUGUGGGGCGGGAUUCCUCUGCUCGUGGCGUUCAGCUCGCUCGCGACGGCGGCGUUCGUCUCUUCGCGCCCGCUCACGUCGGAUAUCAUCUUCCCGUCGAUCUCGCUGUUCAUGCUCCUGCAGUUCCCGCUCGCCAUGUUCAGCCAGGUCACGUCGAACAUCAUCGAAGCGAUGGUCUCCGUGCGCCGCCUCUCGGACUUUCUGCGCGCGGGCGAGCUGCAGCGCGACGCCGUCACGGUCGUCGCCUCGGAGGCCGGCGAGGAGGUGCUGCGCAUCGCGAACGGCGAGUUUGCGUGGAGCCGCGAGGCGCCGAACCCGGUGCUGGAGGGUAUUGAUUUGACGGUGAGGAAGGGCGAGCUGGUGGGCGUGCUGGGGCGGCUGGGGGCUGGGAAGAGCAGCUUGUUGUCGGCGAUUAUCGGGGAUAUGACCCGCGUGGAGGGGGAGGUCGUGGUACAUGGGAACGUGUCGUACGCGCCGCAGAAUCCUUGGAUUAUGAGUGCGAGUAUCAGGGAUAACAUAUUGUUCUCGCACGAGUACGAGGAGGGUUUCUACAAUCUUGUACUGGAUGCUUGUGCGCUGAGGCAGGAUUUGGCGCUGUUCCCUGAUGGCGAUUUGACUGUCGUGGGCGAGAAAGGUAUCACGAUGAGCGGUGGCCAGCGGGCUCGGGUGUCUCUUGCUCGUGCGGUGUAUGCGCGGGCGGAUCUGAUUUUACUGGAUGACGUUCUUGCGGCUGUCGACGCGCAUGUUGCGAGACAUGUCUUUGACCAGGUCAUUGGGCCGAACGGCCUUCUUGCGUCGAAAGCGAGGAUACUCGUCACGAACAGUAUAGCCUUCCUGAAACAUUUUGACCAGAUUGUGUUCAUGCGCCGGGGCAUCAUCCUCGAGAAGGGGACGUAUGCCUCGCUUGCUGGCAAUGAGGACACCGAGAUCGGGAAACUCAUUCGAGGACACACGAGCAGCCUAAGCGCGUCUGGGACCUCCACACCCUUCACUCGCAGCUCCACCCCGAAGAAUGAUGCCAGCGAUGACAUUACCCUCGUCGCGGGCUCGCGGACCAUAGCUGAAAACGAGAAACUCAACGGCGGCGACUACGGCAAGGCGACGCUGGUGAACCGUCCAGUGGCAGACAUGCGACCGGCGGAAGAGCCGUCGAAAGAGCACAUGGAGCGCGGCCGCGUGAAGAAGGACGUGUACCUGCAGUACAUCGCCGCGGCGUCCAAGACGGGCUUUGCGCUCUUCGUGCUCGCGUCGGUCGCGCAGCAGGCGCUGUCGGUCGCCGCGAGCCUGACGCUGCGCGCGUGGGGCGACCAUAACCAGGAGACAGGCUCGAACAGCGGCAUCUCGGUGUACUUGAUGUAUUACGGGCUGUUCUCGCUGUUUUCGGUGGCGGCGGGCGGCGCGGCUGCGAUUCUGAUGUGGGUGUUUUGUGCGUUGCGGAGCGCGAGGCGGUUGCAUGAUUUGAUGCUGCAUUCGGUCAUCCGGGCACCGUUGACCUUCUUCGAACUGACGCCUACUGGCCGGAUUCUCAACCUAUUCUCCCGCGACACCUAUGUUGUGGAUCAGGUGUUGGGCCGAGUCAUCCAAGGUCUAGUUCGAACAAUUACCGGCUGCCUCAGUAUCUUGGCCGUUAUUGGGUUCAGUUUCCCGGCGUUCUUGAUCGUUGUUCCGCCGCUCGCCUAUUUCCACCUGAGCGUCAUGAUAUAUUACCUUGCCACGUCGAGGGAGCUGAAGAGGCUCGACGCAGCAUCUCGAUCCCCGAUCUUCGCUUGGUUCUCGGAGUCACUGAACGGGUUAACGACUAUCAGGGCUUUCGGCCAGCAAUCGAUAUUCAUUACUACAAACGAGCACCGGAUCGACCGCAACCAGAUUUGCUACCUGCCCAGUAUCGCGGUGAACAGAUGGCUGGCUGUCAGAUUGGAAUUUGUGGGAGCUGUUAUUAUCUUGGCAUCAGCUCUGCUGGCGGUGACCGCGCUCAUCACGUCCGGUGUCGAUGCGGGAUUAGUGGGACUUGUGCUCUCGUACUCCCUAAACACUACCAGUUCACUGAACUGGGCCGUGCGAUCGGCCAGUGAGGUUGAACAAAACAUUGUCAGCUGCGAGCGUAUCCUCCAUUACACUCGCCUGCCGUCGGAAGCUCCCGAAGAGAUUCCGGACUCGACUCCGGAGGAUUGGCCUUCGAAAGGCGAGAUUGAAUACCGUAAUUAUUCGGCAAGAUAUAGGCCUGAACUUGACCUGGUCCUGAGAGAUAUUUCCGUUACGAUCAAACCGAAAGAGAAGAUCGGUAUCUGCGGUAGAACGGGCUCUGGGAAGAGUUCGUUGCUGCUUUCGUUAUUCCGUAUUAUCGAGGCUGCAUCCGGGAGUAUCUACAUUGACGGCAUAGACAUUUCGAAGAUUGGCCUGCAUCAGUUGAGGUCGUCAAUCUCAAUCGUUCCACAGUCCCCCGAUCUCUUCGAGGGCACUAUGCGAGAAAACAUCGACCCUACUGGCGCUCACCAAGAUGCCGAUAUUUGGGUGGCAUUGACGCAGACCCAUCUGCGGGAGUACGUGGAGAGCCUCCCCGACAAGCUAGAUUCUCGUGUUACUGAAGGCGGGUUAUCCAUGUCCUCUGGGCAGAGACAGUUACUUUGUUUCGCCCGAGCGUUGUUGCGGAAGACUAAAAUUCUCGUGCUUGACGAAGCAACUUCUGCGGUCGAUCUGGAUACCGACAAAGCUAUCCAAGACAUCAUUCGAGGGCCCCAAUUUGCUGAGGUCACGAUGCUUACUAUCGCUCAUCGCCUCAAUACAAUCCUCGAGUCUGAUCGCGUCCUCGUAUUGGAGGCAGGCCAGGUCGUUGAAUGGGACUCGCCCUCGGCAUUGUUGGCGAAGGAUUCCGUCUUCCGUUCCCUGGCUACUGAAGCAGGCCUAGUAUAAAACUCUAGAGGAAAGACAACAAAAGAUAGACCGUCUGUAUACAAGUACAGCGUAAUGCAGUCUUAAUGAGUUCGUC